Messenger RNA from Populus euphratica (Euphrates poplar), 1340 nucleotides. RefSeq names its product leukocyte receptor cluster-like protein. The record is from RefSeq and is a predicted model, not a curated record. Bases 199 to 897 code for a protein of 232 amino acids. The transcript is spliced from 3 exons. Lineage: Eukaryota; Viridiplantae; Streptophyta; Magnoliopsida; Malpighiales; Salicaceae.
CCGGACAUGCCAGAUGCCAAGUCGGCUUGUAUACGCAAGCCCAGCCAAACAAAGAAAAAAAGACCCAAAACACUAGCCUGCCCUGGAGAACUCUACUCAACCAAAUUCCAGAGAGCUUUUUCGUUGCUUCAAGCUUCGAUCGAUUACUAUUGUCAGACAUUGAGAGUGAUUUGGAAGUUAUAUUUUUUUAUUUAGAUUAUGGGAGGUCAUGGAGGUCUUAACAUUCUUCCUCAAAAGAAAUGGAAUGUUUACAAUUACGAGAACAGAGAGAAAGUUAGGAAAGAUGAAGAAGCUGCUGCGAGAGAUGAGCAACUAAAGCGCGAAGAGGUGAGAAAGCGUGACGCUGAGUUUCGCCUUGAGCGCCUUCGUGCUGCUCGUGGCUUACCUCCCAUGCAAAAACCUGAGGAGCCAGUGCCUGUGGUGGAAGCUGAGGCUUCCAUAUCGGAGCCUAAAUCCAACCACAUUAAUCUCUUUGAAGGGAUUAAGAUUUUCGACCCUGUUAUGGGAUUGGAGAAAGAACGAGGUGAUGAGGGAGAAGGGUCUAAGAAGAAAAGGAAGAUGAUGAAGAAAGAGGAGGUGAGGAUUGUGACUGCAGAGGAUGAGAAGUAUAGGUUGGGAUAUGGAGUUGCCGGGAAAGGAGUUAAGUUGCCUUGGUACCUUGAGAAGCGGACUGAUGAGGUGAAUAAUAAGGAGAAGGGUGAAGAUGAUGGGUCGACAAGAGGGAAGAAGGAGGUGGGAAAGAAGAGUGGCAAGAAGACUUUGGAAGAGUUAAGGGAUGAGAGAUUGAAGAGGGAGAAGCGCGAGAAGGAGAGGGAAAGAGCUUUGUUGGUAGAGAAGAGCCGAAGAGAUGGAUCUUGUUUGAAGGAGAAAGGAUUUUCAAGGAGAUCUGUUUACUGAAAAUUCAGGUCGGUCCUGGUUUCUGUAAAUGGAUAUAGGGCUGUGAGAUUCUCACAAUUUGUAUGGAAGUGUUACAUGGAGAUUAUUCGUCUUGAGCUCAUUAUUGUUCUUGUAAAUCCAGGAUUCAGAAAUUCAGGUACAACUCUCACAGCAAUCUGAGAACCAAGGAGUAAAUAGUGUGGUCUUUUUUACCAUAAUUCAUGAUUUUGCACCAGCAUCUUCAAAAUGGUGCAGAAGUGUUGCAGGGAAAUCACUUGAUGAUGAAGGUGAUGCAUUUUAUCUAAGUGGUCAAAGAGAGGAAAGAAAGUCAUUACUCUGUUAUUUGUACCUGUACCCGUUCCAUGUGUUCCGUCUGCGGUUAUGCAGACUGGAGAUCAAGCACUUAAAAAAUGUGGAUGCAUCUUUAUCUGAAUAGGCAUUAUUAGAGUUAUUAUUGACAGAAA